Messenger RNA from Phytophthora nicotianae INRA-310, 813 nucleotides. RefSeq lists its product as hypothetical. The record is from RefSeq and is a predicted model, not a curated record. The coding region runs from base 1 to 813 and encodes 270 amino acids. NCBI's taxonomy places the organism in Eukaryota, Oomycota, Peronosporomycetes, Peronosporales, Peronosporaceae. The transcript has a single exon.
AUGGGUACACACAGAGUUCAAUGUGACACAUGGGAUGAGGUGAAGAUUAAACUUUGGGACAUUAUCCACCGCGAGUUGAAGUCAUUAGCUGCUUCGACUGGAACCCCACCAGUUUGGACUUUUGAUGAACAGGACCCAGCAAUCGAGAUGUUCGAGAAGUAUACUUCAAUGCGGAUGAACACCAAGAUGCUCGAUCCAUGGACAAGUGCAAAAGAUCGUCGAUACUUGAUGAAAAACCAACACGAAUCAGUCUUGCUUUCUGUCUACAAAUAUGGCAACGAAAUUGCGAUCAUUGGCCAGCUUAGGGACUUCGAAGACCAGUGCAUUGGUCCAGCCGCGGCCAAUCGUGGAGGUGCUGCGGCAGAAGAUCUCCACCAGCUCAUGAUCAGUUCACUGAAAGAGAAAUGGGGCCGUAGAUUUACUGCCCAAGAUAUGUCAUGGCGUCUGUGGGCUUCUCUCGUUCUCAAGAAACCAAGGCCUCAGCACGAGCGAGAAAUCGCCAAAGGUCCACCUCCAAACCUGGUGACUCAGUUCAGGCCUGCGUCAAACGCAAGUGACCAGCACUUACAGCGUGUGCAGCACAGUGUUAAGAUGGCAAAGAAGGCCGUACAAGGCAUGCAGGCAAAGAUCAAUCACUUCGAGCAGACCGUUCAAGUACUGCAAACCGCCAUCGUGUUCAUGAACCAAAUGCUAGAAAAUCAUUUGGAUGUGAUCGAGGCAAUGGGUGAGGAUGUGGAGAUACAACCGGAUAGUAUUGAGACAACGGCCGCAUUGGCCGACAUACCAAAUCAAGAGGACGUCGACCACAACUAA